AUGGCACAGUGCUGAAACGUCCGGGACCGGACUGUCUUUGGUAAUUUAGGACCGAAACGUCAUGGUACCGAAAUGACUCGUGAUAUUGACAUGUACACCGGUCAAAAUGGCGCUUAUGUUUACUUCCACCCCCAGCAUCAGAAAGGCUGUAGGUCUGAUCAAUGAGGUUGAUCAAGGCAAAUUCCCAUUAGUUGUUUCUAGAAUUUUACAGAAAUUACAUUUAAAGGAUGAGAGAACAUUUUCGGAAGAUGAGGAAGAGAAGUUGCAAGGCACGCUUGGUAUGUCAGGACCAGAUCUUGAAUUACUGCUACAGACAUUGGAGUUUUUCCUACAACAGUCAGCUUACCACACAGCCAAGCCAGCAGCACUCUCUCAACAAUUGUCUCAACUAGGAAUGGAUCAAGACAAGGUUGAUACCAUUGUUGAAUCAUGGACCACGAAAGGACGGGAAGUUAUACAGAAUCUAAGACAAAGGGCUCUAAUGCCAAAUCAAUUAACAGAUAUAAAUUGGAGAUUAAAUUUACAAAUGGCCCAAUCAAUGGAAACGAAGCAGAAAUUACCAAAUGCUAUGUUUGAACUUGGUGUCCAUCGUGAAGGGCAGGAAGAUAAAGAAAAGAUACGAAUGGAGUUCACUCAUGAUGAAUUAUAUCAAUUUUACAAUCAGUUGGAAACUAUUCAGAAACAGAUUGAUGGUUUAAGCUGAUAGUUUAAACCAAGAUUAGAGGUAGUCCAGCCAAAGUCUUCUUUCACUUCAAUGUCUUGUUUGAAAUAUAUGUGGAACAAUGUUAUCCAUUCCAUUUAACUUUGCAUAAGUAGAAAAGACAUUGUUAUGGUGUAGUAGGCUACACAUUUCUUGUAUUUGAAUACAUUCAUUUAAUUCAAUCAUUUGUAGAAGUUAAAUUAUUUUACAUGUCAGUAUGUUAAGAAAUUUUAACGUUCAUUCUCCUGAGAACUUGAUAAUGUUUUUAGAUUUGCAUUUAUUGAAAUACAUGUAUGAUGUAUAAUUACUCAGUUUUCUGCCCAAAAGUCUGUGUUACUGCUGUCAGGACAUAUAUUAUUAGUUAUUAAAAUUUGGACAGGUUAUAAGCUUAAGCAUAGUUAUAUAUAGUAAAAUAGCCAUUUAUACACAGCCAUGUAACAUGUCAUAAUUUCCAUGAGGCAACACAUGUGAUCACUGAUAUAUUAUAUACAAUACAUUUUUAACUGCCCAAUUGCUUUCUUUGAUAAAAGAGCAAAAAUUUGAUCUUCUACUGAUUAGGAGUAUUUAUGGUUGUUUUUAAUGAAAUGUUUGUUGCAAUUCAUGAAUUGUAAUCAUUGUCCUUUGCAUAUGUUGAUUGCAAGCCAUUUACAUGUGAUUUUAUUGUGUAAACUAUAUGUAAAAACUGUGCAAUAAAUUAUUUUUUAUAAUGCAAA
This is a messenger RNA of Ruditapes philippinarum (Manila clam), 1413 nucleotides long. Its product is annotated as COMM domain-containing protein 10-like. NCBI's taxonomy places the organism in Eukaryota, Metazoa, Mollusca, Bivalvia, Venerida, Veneridae. The transcript is spliced from 7 exons. The record is from RefSeq and is a predicted model, not a curated record. Bases 107 to 703 code for a protein of 198 amino acids.